GGAAUGGUUAGUUUAAGUGAGGUGGACAUCAUUGAAACUCGUGCCCGUAAGCAACGGCCCAGAUUCUCUCUCCGCUCUCUUUAUCAUCUUCUCUCGUCUCCCCCUUUCAUGUCCAUUUCCAUUUCUCAAAUCUCUCUUCUGCGAAGAAAUCAGUGGAGAGAAAAGAGCAAAAAAGAGAAAAAAAAUCAUCCACAUAUACAAAAAAGCAUGUUGCUAGGUAAACGAAUACACCAUCCUAUCAAAAGGACGACAAGCAUGACGGGGAUCACGGUGGAUGUCGUUUCCAACGUGGACGGCAGUUUUGUUGUCCAAGAACCUAACAUAUCCGACUAUCCUCAAAACCACCCUUUCCAUGAACUCCCUAACGCCAACUCCGGUUAUGAUCAACGUUUGUUGUCCAUGGUGUCGCCUAGAAACCCCGGCGGCGGUGGUAGAAGAUCAGCUUUUACUAGUAACCAUGAUCUCGACGGCACCGCUCCCUUUCUACGCUCCUGUUGCCUCUGUAAACGCCGCCUAGCUCCUGGCCGUGACAUAUAUAUGUAUAGGGGGGAUACAGCUUUUUGUAGUCUAGAGUGCAGAGAACAGCAGAUGAAGCAAGACGAAAGAAGGGAAAAAUCCAACCUUUUACCUUCAAAGAAAAAAGAUCGCCAUGCAUACGCAUAUUCAUAGCUAAAACCGGCACUGGCAGCUUCCAACAUUCUAAAUCUGGAGAAGAAGAGGCAAAAAUAUUCCGAAGUAGCCCAUCCCAGAAUAAAAAAACAGUGAAACUGGAUCGUUUUUCGUCAUCGACUAAUCUGAGGAUCUGCUUCCCUCCAUUAUCGGAAACCCUCUCAUGUUUCACAGUAUUAUUAAAAGAUUGAUGACGACAACGAUGAUGAAAACAAUAUCGUGGGUGUGCUGUAUAUUAUAUUAUAUGAAAUAGAUAACAAA
Hibiscus syriacus is the source of this 930-nucleotide messenger RNA. RefSeq names its product FCS-Like Zinc finger 5-like. The transcript is spliced from 2 exons. The coding region runs from base 4 to 669 and encodes 221 amino acids. Lineage: Eukaryota; Viridiplantae; Streptophyta; Magnoliopsida; Malvales; Malvaceae. The record is from RefSeq and is a predicted model, not a curated record.